This is a messenger RNA of Amphimedon queenslandica, 2766 nucleotides long. RefSeq names its product mutS protein homolog 4. NCBI's taxonomy places the organism in Eukaryota, Metazoa, Porifera, Demospongiae, Haplosclerida, Niphatidae. Gene Ontology annotation, cellular component: nucleus. Gene Ontology annotation, molecular function: mismatched DNA binding; ATP-dependent DNA damage sensor activity; ATP binding. Bases 136 to 2694 code for a protein of 852 amino acids. The transcript has 34 exons. The record is from RefSeq and is a predicted model, not a curated record. Gene Ontology annotation, biological process: reciprocal meiotic recombination; mismatch repair.
AUUAUCUAUGGAUGCGCCACGUGGGCGACUGGAGUCUGGACGAGGACUGCACUGACAGCUGAACCCUCAGCUGGACAAUAAACACUGAGAUCCAGGAAUAGUCUGUUUCAGUGGUGAACAACAGAACAGGUGAAGAUGGAAAAGUUAGGAAAACCAAAAUAUGAUUUUUCUAGUUUGUUGACAACUCCAGCGUCUGGAAAGGAGUCAGAUGGUUCUUAUAUUUCCUUACCCAAUGGCAACACUAGUGCUGUUAGCUAUGCUGUUAGUAGUGUUCGAUGGAGUUUUUCCAGUUUGGCAAAGAGGAGAUUCACAGCAACUCCCCAUAGUUCCAUUCAUCGUCAAAAUUCAUCAAUUUCAGCUACACCAUCUACUCCUAGCCUUCAAUCUGCAGUCAUUGUUGCCAUUGUUGAAGGCAGAGGACAUGCACGUGGAGAAAUAGGAAUGGCUAGUAUUGACUUGAAGAACCCAGAGUUGAUUCUCUCUCAAUUUCCUGACAGACAGACUUAUGUUAAAGUACUUACUAAAUUGGAAGUUUUGAAUCCAAUAGAGAUAAUAAUGCCCAACACAGCUUGUGAAGGUGAUUCUACUACAAACCUCUUUCAUAAGAUUAGUAACUAUUGUCCUCGUGUAAAUUUAGCUACAGUGCAGAGAAAAUACUUUAAUGAAGGGAAAGGACUUCAGAUGGUGCGUCAGUUUGUUGUCUCUGAUUAUAAUAGUGUUGAGCUAGAAAUUGUGACGAAGUAUUACUGUCUUGCUGCUGCUGCUGCACUAUUGAAAUAUGUGGAAUUUAUACAAAACACAGUCUUUGUGUCAAAUUCACUGAAAGUAAUUUUUCGAGGCAGUGAACAGACUACAAUGAUAGAUGUUGCUACUGUUAAAAACCUUGAGUUGAUAUCUAAUAUGCAUGAUCCCAAGUCAUCUCAUUCUCUUUUUGGAAUAUUAAACUACACUAAAACACAGCAAGGAGCUAGGUUAUUGAGAUCAAAUAUACUGCAACCUCCUUGUAGCCUAGAGACUAUAAAACUUCGACAAAAAUGUGUUCAAGAGUUCAUUGAUAAUGAAGAUAUAUUUUUUGCAGUGGAAUCAGUAUUAAAGCGAUUUUUAGAUGUAGAUCAUCUAAUAUCAUUAUUAGUCCAGAUUCCUAAAAAUGAAACAGUGAAAAGCGCUGAAAAUAAAAUUAACUUAGUUAUAUAUGUGAAGCACUGUCUUGAGCUAGUCAUUUCUCUUCAAGAUGCUAUUAGUACAAGUCAAAAUCCUCUCUUGAAGACAUUUAAUGAAAUUUUAAGUGAUAAACGUUUUCCAGAUUUGCUGCAGGAAAUACAGAAGAUUGUUCAUGACGAUACUCAUUAUCAGAAAGGAUCUUUGAAUAUGAGGGCUCAAAAGUGUUUUGCUGUUAAAGCUAACUUAAAUGGGUAUCUUGAUGUUGCACGUAAAACUUACUCUGAAACUAUUGAUGACAUUGACGAAUUAAUGACUCAAUUAAGAGAGAAUGAAACGCUAAUGUUGAAGACUGCUUACAACAAUACAAGGGGCUUUUUCAUUCAAAUAACUGGAUUUACAAAUGGCCAAGAUUUAGACAUUGAAAGCCUUCCACCAGUUUUUAUAAAAGCUGUUAAAACCAAGACGUCAAUUAAUUGCACAACAGCUGAUUUGAUAAAGAUGAAUGAUCGUUGUUCUGAAUCAUUGAAUGAAAUUUAUAUAAUGACUAAUGUUGUUAUUGGUGGCUUAUUGGACGUGUUGCGAAAGAAUAUAGGAUGCUUAUACAAGUUGUCAGAGUGUGUGGCAAUGCUAGACCUACUGCUCUCUUUAGCCCAUACCUGUACUGUUUCCAAGUACACAAUACCUGAGUUCACUGACACUUUAGCAAUAAGGCAAGGGUUCCAUCCUAUUUUACAAAAGAUAGCAUUUGAAGACCUUGUUCCAAACAAUGCUUAUGCAUCUGAUGAGACUAACUUCGUUAUAGUUACUGGCCCAAACAUGAGUGGAAAAUCUACUUACAUGAAACAAGUUGCUUUGCUUCAAAUAAUGGCCCAGAUUGGUUGUUUUGUUCCAGCAGAAUAUGCUAGUUUUAGGCUUACCCACCAAGUUUUUUCUCGUAUUGGUUCAGAUAAUGAUAUUGAAACUAAUGCAUCAACAUUCACUGUUGAAAUGAGGGAGAUCAAUUACAUAUUACAGAAUAUCAGUGAUGAUUCACUUGUAGUCAUUGAUGAACUGGGACGAGGAACAAGUAGUGAAGAGGGUGUUGGGUUGUGCUAUGCAAUUUGUGAAAAGCUUCUCAUGACAAAAGCUUUUACUUUUUUUGCAACUCAUUUUCUUGAACUCACCCACUUGGAAACUUUAUAUCCAAAUGUUGAAAACUAUCAUUUUGAAAUGAAAUGUAUCAGUUCCAGUGAUGAAGUGUUUAGUGCUGCUUUUACUCAUCAUUUAGUUAGAGGUGAAGCAGAAUCAACACAUUACGGCCUUAGUUUAGCAUCCUUGUCAAUGUUACCUCAAUCAAUACUAAAUGAUGCAGGUGAAAUUAUUAAAGAAAUUCAGCUUCAGAAAGCAUCAAAUCAGCCACAGUCCAAGGACUCUCUUGUACUUUUAAAAGCAUGCAGACUUGGUACUAGGCUAGUACAAACAGUUCGUAGUUCAAAAUUGGAUCAAACUUCCCUUCGUGUCUUUUUGCAGCAUCUGAAAGAACAAUUUCAAUGACACUAACUAAAAGAAAUGCUCAUAACCUUUACAUGUACACGUACAUCUUGGUAUACACAUUAUAUAUACACA